UGACAACUUUUCCACUUCAAACUUUUGUGUAACCAUCUUCUUCUUCAAAUACCACGCAUCCAACAUCUUAUCUCCCAACUAUUCAACUUCAAAUUUCAUCUGUUCUCUCAAACAACCAUUACUAUUUCUUCUUCUUCUUUUAUUUAUUUAUCCGUUUCUAAAUGGCAAUAUACUCUAAUAACGAUUUUCUAAAUACCACAUAUUGCACAUCUUCCCUUCUAUCAUAACACGAGUCUCAUUUAUUAUCUCAAACAACCACUACUAUUUCUUCUUCACUCAUCUCUGUUUUCUAAAUGGCAAUAUCAUCCAUUAAUAAUUUUUUGUUCGAAGUACAACGAUCCGAACCAGAAUUGGUUGCUCCAGCAAAACCUACACCCCAUGAAUUUAAGCAACUUUCAGACAUCGAUGAUCAAGAAAGCUUUAGAUUUCAAAUUCCAUUAAUAUUUUUCUAUGCACAAAAUGCAAGCAUGGAGGGAAGUGAUCCAGUGAAGGUAAUAAAGAAGGCAAUUUCAGAGACAUUGGUAUUUUACUAUCCUUUUGCAGGAAGAUUAAGGGAAGGCCCUGGAAGGAAAUUGUUUGUUGAAUGUACAGCUGAAGGUAUCUUAUUUAUUGAAGCUGAUGCAAAUGUUACUUUACAACAAUUUGGUGAUGCCAUUCAACCUCCAUAUGCAUUUUUGGAUGAUGUUUUGUACAAUGUUCCAAAUUCUGAUGGGAUCGUUAACUCUCCAUUGUUGCUCAUUCAGGUGACACGGCUCAGUUGCGGUGGUUUCAUCUUUGCCAUUCGUUUUAAUCAUACAAUGUGUGAUGUGCUUGGUUUAAUGCAAUUCUUGACUGCCAUAAGUGAAAUAGCUCGCGGUUCCUUUGCUCCGUCUAUUCUUCCAGUGUGGCAAAGAGCUUUCUUAAAUGCAAGGGACCCUCCAACAGUCACUUGUCGCCACCCUGAAUAUGACCAAGUUAUUGACACCAAACACACCACCAUUCCCCUGAACGACAUGGACCAUUGCUCUAUUUUCUUUGGCUCCACUGAGAUCUCUACCAUUCGUAAAACCUUACCCAUCCACAUUCGUCAGUGCUCUUCCUUCGACCUCAUCACUGCUUGCCUUUGGCGCACUCGUACCAUAGCCCUUCAACCAGACCCGAACGACGAAAUGCGAUUAUUUUGUGUUGUGAAUUUACGUUCAAAAUCAAACUCUAUACCCUUAGGAUACUAUGGCAACACGUCUAUUUUUUCAGCAGCAGUCACCACUGCAGCCAAACUUUGCCAUAACCCACUAGGUUAUGCAGUUGAAUUGGUUAGAAAGGCAAAGGGAGGGGUGACAGAAGAGUACAUGAAGUCUGUGGCAGAACUUAUGGUAAUCAAAGGACGACCUAAGAUAACUUCUGUGAGAUCCUACGCUGUAUCAGACAUAACAAAACUUGAGAUGGAGAACAUAGAUUUUGGAUGGGGAAAUGCCCUUUUUGGAGGAUUUGUUAUGAUAGAUAUUGCAAAACUUCCUUGUUCGGGAAGUUUUUGUAAUCGUUUCAAAAACAACAAAGGGGAAUUGGGAACAUUGGUGUCUUUCUCCUUGCCUGCUCCAGCCAUGGAGAGAUUUGUGGUAGAACUUGAUGCUUUGAUCAAAACAAAACCAUCGAACGAAUUGAAAAAUUCUAAAGGGUCGUUCAUUAAAUCUAUUUUGUAAUGGAAAAUUAUUUAGUUUGUGGGAAACAAGCGUGAGGAUGUAUUGUAAUAGUAUAACCUAUUAUAGUUUAUUGUUGUGAAAUAAAGCAUGUAACAUAUAGUGAUUCUACCUU
Molecule: messenger RNA, 1791 nt
Organism: Benincasa hispida (wax gourd)
Lineage: Eukaryota; Viridiplantae; Streptophyta; Magnoliopsida; Cucurbitales; Cucurbitaceae
Product: benzyl alcohol O-benzoyltransferase-like
Source: RefSeq, a predicted model, not a curated record